GAAGCAAAGCAAAAAAAAAAAAAAACUCAAAAGGCGGUGGUGAGAGUGCGAGGAAGACAAAAAAAAAAGUUCUGACGGCAAAAAUGAUUUCCGCUAUCGGAAGUUUAGUGAAGGUCCUCUUCAAGAAUUUCGACGUCAUUGCUGGACCUGUGGUUAGCUUGGUCUACCCUCUAUACGCAUCAGUGAGGGCAAUAGAGUCGAGGACUCAUGGAGACGACAAGCAAUGGCUCACUUAUUGGGCUCUUUAUUCGCUUCUCAAACUCUUUGAACUCACUUUCUACAGAAUCAUAGAUUGGAUUCCAUUAUGGCCAUACGCCAAGCUUGCCCUAACUUGUUGGUUGGUGUUGCCUGGCAUGAGCGGUGCAGCUUAUGUCUACGAGAACUAUGUGCGCUCAUUCCUAUUAAGUCCACGUAGUGUUAACGUAUGGUACGUUCCAGCUAAGAAGGACGAAGAUGACUUAGCAGCAGCUGCUGGAAAAUUUACUCCCGGAAAUGAUUCCGGCGAGGCUCCUGAGAAGCGUGUUAGCUCGGUGGAUACAUCAGCCAAAUACGUUGGUCACUCGGCCUUUGAUGAUACUUAUGUCUACUAGUGAAACUACUACUUCAGGCUGGUUGUAGCUUUAAUAUGUGUGUCAUAUUAUACUUUGUUCCUUUUUUUUUCCCUUUUUGUUUCUGUUUUUUUUUGAAGUUGUUAUGAGCGGUCAAGACAUUAUAUUUUACUAUCAAAAUAAUAAUGUUUAUGCGUGAUAAUUAGUGGUGGGCUUUUUUUUUUCUUAAGUGUGGACUAGACCUAGUAUACGUUGAACGAGUUUAAGC
Molecule: messenger RNA, 816 nt
Organism: Thlaspi arvense
Lineage: Eukaryota; Viridiplantae; Streptophyta; Magnoliopsida; Brassicales; Brassicaceae
Source: the annotation of a GenBank genome assembly